This is a messenger RNA of Micromonas commoda, 1365 nucleotides long. RefSeq lists its product with no specific name. The transcript has 4 exons. The annotation marks the transcript as partial. Gene Ontology annotation, biological process: phosphatidylinositol dephosphorylation. The record is from RefSeq and is a predicted model, not a curated record. Gene Ontology annotation, molecular function: phosphatidylinositol-3,5-bisphosphate 5-phosphatase activity. Lineage: Eukaryota; Viridiplantae; Chlorophyta; Mamiellophyceae; Mamiellales; Mamiellaceae. Gene Ontology annotation, cellular component: intracellular membrane-bounded organelle.
AUGCGGCUGCUCACCGGCCACCACCUCUUGCUCGUCACCGCGAGGAGGGCGUUGGGUCUGGUGUGCGGUCACGUCGUGUGGGGCGUGGGGGACACCAAGCUUGUCAGGCUGGCGGACACGGUCGACCGACGGGGCACGAAGGCGGACGAGCAGAGGCUCAAGAGGCUGCUCCAGUGGGUCGACCUCGCCACGGGCUUCUUCUGGAGCGACACGUACAACCUCACGGAGACGCUUCAGACAAACGCGCUGAGCCCUUUGUCCGGCGAACGCCAUCCGGGCCAUCUGGUGUACUGCCCCGGUGACUUCGAGUCCGCCUUCGCGUGGAACGCGCACCUGUCCAGGGCACUGCGCGUCGCGCUGGGGACGGAGACCGCGUCGCGUUGGAUCGCGCCGCUGUGCCACGGGUACUUUGCGCAGACCCGCGCGUCGAUGUCGGGCCGCGAGGUGACGAUGACGGUGCUCGCGCGCAGGUCGCGGCACCACGCGGGGACGCGGUUCAAUCGCAGGGGAGUCAACGUGCGAGGCAGGGUGGCGAACGAGGUGGAGACGGAGCAGAUCGUCGACGCCGGCGACGCGCAGCUCACCUGGUACGAACCCCGCGUGUCCUCCGCGACGCAGCUGCGGGGCAGCGUCCCGCUGUUCUGGUCCCAGGACACGUCCGCGCUGAACGCCAGGCCGACGAUCGUCGUCCGCGGGCACGACGUGACCCACUCCGCGACGGCGGCGCACUUUUCGCUCGUGCGUCAGAGGUAUUGCGACCCGGCGGUGUGCCUGUCACUGAUCCGUUCGCAGGAACGGCGGCCGAGGGAAUCGGCGCUUCGAGGCGAGCUGGCGGCGGCGCUGCACUACGUCAACGGCGCUUUGCCCGCAGACCGGGAGAGGAUCGCGUGCGUGCACUGGGACUUUGAGCGUCAGAUGAAGGGAUCCGUCUCGGCGGACGGGGACGAUUUUCACGGUGACGGUGACGGUGACGGGGACGAAUCAGAAGGUUUCGGGGCGGCAGCGCGCCCGGUGCGGGGGUGUGCACGCUCGCGCCGCCGCCGCCGCCUCGUUCAGGGACGCGGCUUGCGAGCUGGUCACCGGCCGGGCUCGGGGUCCGACCCGUGGCUGUUUUCCACCGCGCCGUCUCGCGUCACCCCCCUCGACGACUCGAAGAGACUCGCGCUCACGUGCCAGAGCGGCGUCCUCCGGUCGCACUGCGUCGACUGCCUGGACAGGACCAACGUGGCGCAGUUCGCGUGGGGUCUCGCCGCGCUCGGAUGCCAGCUCGAACGCCUGGGGGUCAUCGACGGCGACGCCGUCGGCCCGGACUCUUCCGUCGCCGCGGCGUUGAUGUCCGUGUACAGGUCGAUGGGCGACGUCCUC